Molecule: messenger RNA, 701 nt
Organism: Tarenaya hassleriana
Lineage: Eukaryota; Viridiplantae; Streptophyta; Magnoliopsida; Brassicales; Cleomaceae
Product: signal recognition particle 9 kDa protein-like
Exons: 4
Coding region: 181-492 (103 amino acids)
Biological process (GO): negative regulation of translational elongation; SRP-dependent cotranslational protein targeting to membrane
Cellular component (GO): signal recognition particle, endoplasmic reticulum targeting
Molecular function (GO): 7S RNA binding
Source: RefSeq, a predicted model, not a curated record
CCGGUUCGUUCCAGUUUGGGAAACAGCUAUACGGUCUGUGCCUCGCCUCAACUCAACACAGAGAGGAGCCCUCUGGACCAUUUUUUCUCCGUUUCAUCUCCAACGAAGUUAAUUUGCAGGCGUGCGUGUCGGGUAUUUCUUGCAAUCCGAUUCUCUCGAAUCUGUUCGACUGAAUCGAAGAUGGUCUACGUUGCUUCCUGGGACGAAUUCGUCGAUCGAUCUGUUCAGCUGUUCCGAGCCGAUCCUGAAUCUACACGGUAUGUAAUGAAGUACAGACACUGCGAGGGAAAGUUGGUUCUCAAGGUUACUGACAACAAGGAGUGUCUCAAGUUCAAGACGGACCAAGCACAAGAUGCGAAAAAGAUGGAGAAGCUGAAUAACAUAUUCUUCACUUUGAUGGCCAGAGGACCAGAUGUUGAUCCAUCUGAAGUAACUGGGAAAGAACAGAUGGAAGGGCAGCCUGCAAAGAAAGGAAGGGGAAGGAAGCAAUGAAUCUGAUGAAAAUGGGCGUAUGCUUUUUUUUUUUUAAACUUUAGUGAUUUUGUGGACAAAAGUUUUGAUUUUGUAAUUGUUACAGUAACCUGUGAAAGUUCUUUGAUGAUGAAGAACCUCAACAAGGGUUACAAGCUUGUUGUUGGCUUUCUUCUUGGGAGAAUUUGGUUCGUUUUCUCUUGUUAGUUGUUACCGGUCUUUGUCGCUUA